CUGAAAACCACUUCUGUGAGAACGCACCCUGUCUAAAGAUUAUUAUCUAUCUAUCUCUUAUCUAUUUUUGUAAAUUGAUCUUUGCCACGUAACUUCGUUGUUUUUGCAAGAGGACCCAAGAGGAAAACUUCUUCUCUUGAGAGCUCGCCUAAAGAAACGAGGACCAUGAGUAUAGAUGGUGACCAGAAACGCAAUCAAGUCUUUACAGACGCUAAAAAUUAUAUCAAGCAAGCUAGUGAGAUGUUACAACGAGAAGCAGCAAGACUUCGCCACAAGCAAGAGGCGAUCGACGCCAUGUCGAAGAAGUUGGAACAUGUUCACUUUACUUCGACUAUACAGCUGAAUGUCGGCGGUCAUCGCUUCACAACAAGUCUUCAAACGCUGACCAAAGAUCCAAAUUCAAUGCUAGCAGCCAUGUUCUCAGGGAAGUUUGAGAUGAAACCUUCUGAUGACGGCGCUUUCUUUAUCGACCGAGACGAAACACACUUCCGGUUUAUACUCAAUUAUCUUCGCACUGGGAAAUUAACUCUGCCAGUAGGAGCAACAUUUCUUGACGAUCUUGCCGAGGAAGCUGAGUUCUACCAGAUUCAAGGGAUAUUGGAAGAUUUAAAGCCUAAAGCGCCGAAGAAUUUUGAAGAUUAAGUGAUAUUGACGAAUGAAGAUCACCGAAGCGUGUUAAAUGGUUGGUUGCCUCCACAAGAGGGUAAAUGGAAGCUUCUAUUCAGAGGUUCCCGAGAUGGCUUCGGGGCUCAAACGUUUCACUCCAAAUGUGACGACAAAGGGCCCACUAUCACCAUUGUGAAGAGCGGAAAUUACAUUUUUGGAGGAUUCACUGAAAAGUCAUGGAACAGUAAGUAUACUGUUUGGUAGUAACGGGGUUAAGUAACGUUCUUUUGAGUCGUUUUUGGCGACGUUAAAAUUCAAUUUCAAUUUGAAAGGUUACUACAAAAUAGAAAAGGCAGCUCUGCAAAAUAACAAGAAAGCGGAAACAGACAACGAGAAGUGAAAAGAGGGAAAAUGGUUGGCUUGGGAUUUCAGUUUCUAGAAGAUUAAAACUGUUAAGGAAAUUAAAAUGAAAUAAUAGAUCUGGUAUUGCAAAUUUCCUUCAAACUUCGCAUUACAAAUGAUAAACAUGAUGAACAAUAAGAUCUCGUUCAAAGGUGUGCUAUGGUUAACAUGUUAUUUUUAUGUUUUAGUUAAGGUAAUAGAGAACAAGUAAAACAUAUCUGUAGUUUUAUAUAUAGGAGGAGUCUCUUUAGCGUAGGAGGCUCGAUGUUGUUAG
Messenger RNA from Stylophora pistillata, 1282 nucleotides. RefSeq lists its product as uncharacterized. The record is from RefSeq and is a predicted model, not a curated record. Lineage: Eukaryota; Metazoa; Cnidaria; Anthozoa; Scleractinia; Pocilloporidae.